AGGUUUGCUAACAUGGGGCCUGAUUAUAGAGCCAGAGAAGAGGAUGAUCUUGAGCCCCAGCUUCCUAGAAGGGCGUGGCCCAGUUCUGGAGCCCCCGCCCCACUACUGCUUCAACAGCACAUCUGUGCCCAAGAUCACUGAGUCGGAUGGGACAGUGGAGGAGUGGCAGGCUGUGGUAGACAAUGAGGGCAGGACAGAGACCUGGUCGCCUAGCAAGAUGAUCCAGAAUCACCCGACACCUUCAGCCCCCUGUGAAGCUGUUUCCGUCCUCAGCCAGUCCUCAGGGAAGUAGAAAAACGUGGUUUUUGUUGUGGUGGUGUUGGUGGUUUUUUGUUUUCUUGUUUUAUCUUUUACUUCUUAGACCUUUCUAUCCUCCUCCUUAAUGACUGGGCCAGGAUGGAAGCUGAAGUCUUCUGUCUAACCUUGUGUACCUCUUAGGUGAAAUCGACCAAACCUUUGUGAACCUUAUCACCCCCUGAAUAUGGUUAAGACUCCAUAGGAUAGAACAGAUUAUCAGGUCCUGACCUGACAGUUUCUUUUGGUGAUUCUAUUUAUUGCCGUGGGGCAUGUAUUUCUGUGGCUCAGGGUAGAUAAUUGCAUCAUUUGAAAUUACUUUCCGAUAUUUAAUUUCAACUUCUCUUUUCAUGGCUACUACCUUAGUUCUGCCUCAGUUAUUUUUGUGUGUGCAAAAUAAAUUUUAUUAAAAUGUCUGCGUGCAGCAGCUCCAGAAACUCUGAUGGCUCCAGAAUUUCUAUAUCUAAGGGUCUCAGAAGGAGGGAUCUGGUUGGAAGUGGAGGGGGCGCAGGGUUGGGAGCCAGUAGCCAGGGGAUGCCUUAAAGCUGUGUUUGCAUGGCAAGCAUGCUCUUUUAAUUAGAUUGUAUGUUAAUUUGGAUUAUUUGGGGGGAUGAUCAUGAAGAUUAACAGCCCUCUCCCCCAGUGGGCACCAUCUGCAUAUUUCUGAACUGUGUAAGUCUUACCCAUUUUUUACCCAAUCUUGCGAACAUAACCCUUCUACCCUCAGCAACCAGAGUUGUUUAUGUCUCAGAAUUUCUUCACAUUGGUUUGCUUUCUAGGAAUUUUACUUUAAGAUACCUGUUUACUUCUUUUGAGCUGUUAAAAAUGUAAUUCUCUCCUAGUAAUAAUUUUUGUAAAUAGACAUUCUAUUUCAGUAACCCUCAUUAUGGUUGAAAGCACUAUCUAACUUCAAAUGUAUGGCUCUUCCUUUUCUCUCUUGGUGAGAUCUUUUUGUAAAAAGAAGCCCUUUGCUAAAUGGUUAAGUAAUGAAAUCUUCACACUUAUAAUCACUUUUUUUUUUUCUCAUUAUUGCUUAAGUUAGAUCUAAUAAAAAUGUACACCAUAUAAGUAGGGAUUGAACUAAAAAUGCAAAAUUGUCUUCUUCCCUUUUAGUACUUAAAAAAAAAAGGUCUCUCAAACUUGAGUUUACCCUCCAAGGAGCAUUUACGUGGAAGAAAAGUAGCUGGCAUUGGAAGGGUUCCUAGUCUAGUGAGUUAUGUUAAAAGAUAUUGGGUGAAGCAGAACUUUGAACGACUUCCUGCACUGCAUCUAGAUCACAGCCUGGAAUUUCCAAAGCUUUUUAUUUAACCACUUACAGACAUUCGAGGCAUUUGUUAUACACGGUGGAUGCGCAGACUUUGGGAGGGCUUGUCAUAGGAACAGGCCGGAGCACCAAGGUUUGCAGUGGUGACAGAUACAGAUUAAGGGGCUUGCCAGAUAAGCGGUACCAUCUGGUGGGAGGAGCUGGAUUUGAGUCCUAAGAAUCCAGUUUAUGAGCAUUGCCAUCUUGGUUUAUCUGUACAGGAAAAACGGAAUUUCUUUCUCUGUUUCAUGGUUUCACACCGGAACUGCUGAAAGGAUUUCUAGUAAACUGGGACAGUUGUGUUUGGAAUGAUCAGAUUUAAAAACUAAGCUAGGGGAAGUGUGUGAAAUGCACUUUGUGACCUCUGGUGGUGAGAGCACCCCGCAUGACUUUCCAUGUGUGGAGAUGGUCACUUACUAAGCACCUUGGACAGUGAAACCCAGGGCUGCGGGGUGAACAUCCCCUGAAAGGGCAGAAUCUCCAUGGAGCUACUCCUCACAUGGGCAGCUCUGUAGAGUAUGCUGCAGAAUAGGCAGCAGGAUGGUCAGGUGAUUUUCCUGGCAAGUGCUUGGGUAGACCAGUUAGUCAAUAAACAUGGAACUAAGUUUGUCUUCAGACUAUUGUGAGAAUUACAUGAAACAAAUUACACAUAACUACUUUGAAAACUGUAAAUGUGUGAGAUACUAGUUAUUGGGGAAGUAUGUAAAUAUUAUAAGACUUUGAAUCCUAGGCUGAAAUGCUUGAAGUUGGUCAGAUGAUGAUGGUAAAAAUGUAAUACCUGCUAACACUGGUAUGUUGAUUAUGUGUGCUUAUUAUGUUUCAGGCUUUGUCCUUCAUGGUUUAUGGACAUUAGCAAGUCUAUGAGGUUCAGCUCCCUGUAUAUCUUCCCAGAUGCCUAAAACCUGACCACAAUUUUCCAUCACUGGGUUGAUAUCUAACCAUGCAGCGGAGAUCAAGAGGAAUUAAUACUGGACUUAUUCUGCUCCUUUCUCAAAUCUUCCAUGUUGGGGUCAACAAUAUUCCACCUGUCACCCUAGCAACUUUGGCUGUCAACAUCUGGUUCUUCUUGAGUCCUCUGAAGCCACUGUUGGGCUCCUGCCUUAGCGUGGAGACGUGUUACCAGCAGAAAGACUGGCAGCGCCUACUGCUUUCUCCUUUUCACCAUGCAGACGAUUGGCAUUUGUAUUUCAAUAUGGCAUCCAUGCUAUGGAAAGGAAUCAAUCUGGAAAGGAGACUGGGAAGUAAAUGGUUUGCCUAUGUCAUCGUCACAUUCUCACUACUCACCGGGGUGGUGUACCUGUUGUUGGAAUUUGCUCUUGCAGAAUUUAUGAAUGAGCCUGGCUUCAGAAGGAACUGUGCUGUAGGCUUCUCAGGAGUUUUGUUUGCUUUGAAAGUUCUUAACAACCAUUAUUGCCCUGGAGGCUUUGCCAACGUUUUGGGCUUUCCUGUACCCAACAGAUUUGCUUGUUGGGCAGAACUUGUGGCUAUUCAUUUCAUCUCGCCAGGGACUUCUUUCGCUGGGCAUCUGGCCGGGAUUCUCGUCGGACUAAUGUACACUCUUGGGCCUCUGAAGAAAAUCAUGGAAAUGUGUGCAGGCAAUUUUCCCUCCCCUGUUCAUUACCCAGGACAGCAGUACUACUUUAAUAGUCCAGGCUACUCCAGAUAUCAGGAUUAUUACCCCCACGGCAUGCCAGGUUACUCUGAAGAAGUACCCAGGGACUAUGACGCAUACACAGCAGGACUGAGUGAAGAGGAACAACUGGAGAGAGCGUUAAGAGCCAGCCUCUGGGACCGAGGAAACAGCCCCCCGGGUCCCCUGCCCUACGGGUUCCGUCUCUCACCAGAGGAAGAAAUGAGGAGGAAGCGGCUUCACAGAUUUGACAGCCACUGAGGGGGCAGGGCAUCCUGGGCAAAAGUGGUCCAGUCAUGUGAUCAUUGCCCAUGUGGCUCAUCAUUUCCCAAGCCCCUACUUGGACCAAAAGCACAGUACAGCUUUAUCUCACAUCUGCCUCGGCUCGUCACCCCGUGGCCCCUGUGGGUCUCCAUCCACCAGCAGAUUGACUUGUCUUGAAACCAGACUUCUGGAAGCAGCCCACGGCUCUCUGGGCCCUUCUCCCGGCCUCCUCCCGUGUCACAGGCGGAAGGUCCGUUCCUCCAGGCAGGGACCGCUUUCCACACUCCCUCUUGGUGCGGCCAGCCCGGCGGUGCUUCUGCCUCGUUCUGGUUUUGAAGACUGUGACUUUCACCAGCCUGGAAGGUCAGGCCCCCCCUUCUGUCCGGCGUGCCCAGUGCAGGGCUUGGCGAGAAGAGAAAAGCCAUGCCUCGGCCUCCUGACACGUGGCUGCGAUGACUUUCCGGGAAACACGACGUGGCUGCCGUAAGAGUAUGUUGUCCGCUCGCCCUUGCCCGAGCACCUCGGCCUCUUGGGCGCCCACGUGCGGGUGGCGUUGACAGCGUACUUGACUUGUUCUUCCAUUGCUCUGUCUUUAGAGAACGUCGGGCUGAAAAGGCCUGGGUCAGACCUCGGGGACGCCGCCUACACACUCCGUUAGACAUCAGGUGGCACUGACGCUGGGGGCGCACAGCGGCCUCUCCAGCGAGAGGAUAGGUUCCCAGAGAUGUCACUUGGGUUAGUUAACCAGCCAGCCAAGCAGCAGCAGGUGCUACCAGCAGAGUAAAGCAGUCAUUUGGUGGGCUGGUCGCUGAGAAAGCCCUUUUGAGGAAGUAUUUUUUUUUCCCCCAUAAAAGUGCCUUUUAAAUGGCCACUGUAACAGCCGCUUGUCCUGCCCAGGUGCCCAGGACCCACCUAGAAGCCCUCAGUGUUAGAGCCCACGGGCCAUCCAUGUCACUUAAGACUAUUUCCUGGUGCCUGUGUUUCAUGAAUAAAAAGACAAAGUCAGAUAUCACUGAUGUCUUAUUGUCACCGAGGUAUUUAUCUUUAAAGAGAGUUGAAGCAGAAAAGGAUCUUCCUAUUUUCAUUGAUAUUUCUAGCAUUUAUAUAUAGUUUUAUGAUCAUGAGAGUAAUAUAUGUGCCUUAUAUAUGCAUAAAGCAAACAUCUGAAUAUACCCAUAUGUUAACAGAGGUUAUCUCUAGGGGCAGAGCACGUAGAAUUUUUGCUUUCUGGUUUUUUACAAUUUUAUAUCACAGUGUUUAAAGAAUGUGUGUAUUUGGGGCAUCUGGGUGGCUCAGUCAGUUAAGUGUCUGACUCUUGAUUUCGGCUCAGGUCCUGAUCUCAUAGUUAUGAGAUCACAUCCCACAUCAGGCUCUGUGCUGAGCACAGAGCCUGCUUGGG
Molecule: messenger RNA, 4890 nt
Organism: Prionailurus viverrinus (fishing cat)
Lineage: Eukaryota; Metazoa; Chordata; Mammalia; Carnivora; Felidae
Gene: RHBDD1
Product: rhomboid domain containing 1
Exons: 7
Coding region: 2538-3488 (316 amino acids)
Cellular component (GO): membrane
Molecular function (GO): serine-type endopeptidase activity
Source: RefSeq, a predicted model, not a curated record